AUGGGAUCUUCUCAGAUAUAUGAUCAUUCAUGUUGUGUUUUAAGAGAAAGGGGAGCCUUGAAGCAACGGUUGAGUUGUCUCGGUGUAAUCUCAACGUCACAAGUUCUAGCCGUGGAAACAACCACCGAUAUAAUUAUCAAGUUAGGUUGCAGACGUGCAAAGCUGAAGGCUGCACCUCCAGCUAUUCCAAUGGAGAUUAGAGUUGAGAAGGCACUCGAUGCAACCUAUGUUUGUUGCUUCGGAAAGGAUCCUAUAGAGGAGGAAGACGAGACGUUGCUUAUCACAGCAACAAGAGAUCCAGCAGAUGGUAAGAGAAAAGGCAUUGAGAGUAGCAGAAGGAGGUGGCGAUGAUUAUGUUCUGGAAGCAAAGCCCUUGUCAAAAGAAGCUGUGGAAUUGCAAAUGAAGGACCUUCAGUUCCUCAGACAAAAUAGUGAGACUUAAACCGAGUGUAGCCAGUGAUGUUUUUGAAAUGUGAACACGGUGAAUGAAAAAUUAUGUUUCAGAUAUGCUGUUUCAGUGUUUUGGCAACUCGAAAAAGGGUCAGUGAUUUU
Molecule: messenger RNA, 552 nt
Organism: Arachis duranensis
Lineage: Eukaryota; Viridiplantae; Streptophyta; Magnoliopsida; Fabales; Fabaceae
Product: photosystem I assembly factor PSA3, chloroplastic
Biological process (GO): photosystem I assembly
Source: RefSeq, a predicted model, not a curated record